UUUUGGCUUCAGUCAGAUAAAUUUCGGCACUCGGUCGGCGCGGAAGGAAAUUUCGCCAAGUCGCGCGCGGAACGUUUUUAUAGUUGAACGAGUGUUUGUGUGAGUGUGCGCACCUUUUGAUGGCUGAGGCGCACACUUUAUUUUUCCUCCCGUGAUUAAUUAGUGGGGAUCUUUCUGCGCAAAGAAUUCGGGUAAUUUCAUCAAUAUCAGUCGGGAAAGUGCUUGAUUUCGGUGGGAUCGGAUUACAGAUGGACAUCGGGAGUGCGAAAAUCAUGCGGAUCGAAGAAGUUGAAGACGAUCGCUGAAAUAAUUUGUGAAGAAGCAAUAUGGUUGUGGUUGUGUGAAGGGUGAUCGUGACACGGAGUGUCACAACUGUGCGGGAUUUGCAAGAUUGAAGAUUCAUUCAUCGUGUCAAGCGAACAUUGUAGUACUAGAGCGCGGUUGGACAACAAUGGCGGAUGAAAAGCGGUUUUAGCAACAUGGCGGCCUGAAGCGAUGAGUGCGCGUCGGUUUUGACAGCCCACUAGAACAGAAAAAAAACACCAUCAGAGUAGGCGAGGGUAUUCAAAACAAACAGUGUGUAGUGAUUUGUCGACGUGGCCGCGGGCAGAGGGCUGCUAGCUGCCAGCUUUAACGACCGGAUUUUAUGUGACCGCGCGAAUAAAAGUGGCGAAUGAGCUAUUAAAAAAGGAGAUUGCGAUUUUUUUCGUGCCAUUCGCAAAUCUGUUGACGGAUUGAUUUUUCAACUGGCGUCGAGAAACCGGGAAGAAAAAAUCAAAGUGUGAAGCAACCGCAAGGAUAAAUCGCUCAAAAAACUAAAAAACCGCAUUGGAAAAGUGUUACCCGGUGCCAAAAAACCCGUCCAACUGCAAAACCAUGAAACUGUGGAAAUCCAAGAAAAGUUCCUCCGGUUCGGGCAGCAGUUGCGUUCCCGGAGCCGGAGGCGGAAGUGGCAAGGGCGGGACACUAUCGAAAAGCUGCAAUUUCAAUGGGCACAGUAGCAACAGCAGCAACAACAGCUUCGAGGAUAAUAGCGUCGAGACGUCGUUCAUCAACCCGACGGGGGGCAGCAGUGGCAAUGGUGGAGCGGUUUCGUCGUCGGCUGCGAUAACAACCGCUGGGACGCCGUCGGCUGGUCUGAUGCAGUCUGGAGGAGGACCAGGAGGAACCACUGGGAGCAUGCUGUCGGCAAUCGAUCGAGCUAUGAGUCCGGCACAAUCCGAGGAUUCCGGCCUGGCAGCUGAUCGCGGAACAACCUACGCCACAAUUUCAAUCCCCCGUGACCAGGGGGCGUCCCUCGGGAUCAUUCUGGCAGAACGAUCGGAUUUGUCUUAUCCACCGGUGGUUGAAUCUAUAAACGGGCCUGCUGCGGAUAUAUUGGCGCCAGGGGACCGUAUUCAUCAGAUCGAUGGUAUCUCGACGAUCGGACUCACCAAUCAACAUUUGUUCAGCAUACUGGCACACGGCGAGGGACCGGCCGUCAUUGAGAUCGAGUAUUCGUUUCCGGAGUACAUUUCACAGAACAGCUUGUGCGUGACCACCAAACUGGCCCAGAUCACGGUGGAGCGUGAAAAUGGCUGCCUGGGGCUGACGCUACGUGGCGGCGGAGAGUACCCGCUGAUCGUGACGAACGUCCGGAUGCACGGCCCGGUGUUCAAAACGGGACAGAUCAAACCGGGCGAUCGGGUGCUGCGGGUCGAUAAUGCAUCGCUGGUCAACAAAACUCUUUCGGAGGCGCAGCAUAUCCUGAAGAAUGGUCACCUGUCAGGAUACACAAAUUUGACGAUCGAGUACGACGUGUCGGUAAUGCAGAGCGUGGAGUUCAGCAUGGGUCCGCUGCUGCUGGAGAUCGAGCGGCCGUUGAACGAAAAGUUGGGAUUGAUCCUGAGCAAUUACUCGAGUGCCGUCAACCAGAGCGACAUCUACCACGGUGGUAAGCUGGACGAGGUUCAACCAGCCGGGAUCUACAUUGCCAGCAUUCUGCCGGCAAGCAUUGCCGAUCGAUGUGGCGCCUUAUCGGUUGGCGAUCAGCUCCUAUCGGUGGACGAAACGAUCGUGGAGAACAGUGCCUUCUCGCCGGAGGAAGUGUCCUCGCUGUUGGACGCCAACUGCACCAAAGGUUACACCCAGCUGCAGAUUCUGCCAGCGCACACUUUGAUUCGGAGAAGAGGAAUCGCCUGCUCCAGCCCGAAGUACGGCUUCAACACGGUGGACUCCCGCAAGAAUCUCUCGGCCGCGGCUAAGAGCCGUCGUCUUGUACGCAAGAGCUCCCUUCCGCAACCGGCGGAGAACGGCGCCACCCUUCAUCCGAACGUGGGCCUCUGCAAGGCGGAAACCAUCCAGCUGGUACUGGAUUGCUCGCAAGGCUCCGGAAUCUGCCUGGGACCGAAGACUCCGUGCGGACGUGGCUACAUCAUAGCACAAAUCGUACCCGACUCAGUAGCCGAGCGUUCCGGGUGUGUCUCGAAAGGGGACCGCAUUCUGGCAGUUAACAAGAUGUACAAUCUGGACGCGAACACGAUCCGGCAGGUGCUGGGAGAUUUUGGACCGAAGACGGCAGCCAAUCACUACCACAAUCAACCGCAGACGACGAACUGGGUCGAACUGGAGCUGGAGUUUGACGUAGCGGACGCCGUGAUUCCCUCGAGUGGAGUCUUCAACAUCAAGCUGAUCAGACAGAACAAGUGCGGCUUAGGGAUCACAGUCAACGGCAAUAGUCAUGGUUCGUUCGUCAUAUCGGAAGUUAAGCCGGGAAGUGCUGCCCACAGGACGGGAUCAUUGAGAGCUGGUGAUGUUCUGCUGGCGGUCGACAACCAUCCAGUUCAGCAUUACAAUCUGGAUUUACUGUUGAAAGAGAGCAAGAAUGAGUACAUCACGUUAACAGUGAAGAGAAACUCGCUACCGGAUUUCCUUUUCGAUGCACAACAGAAGACAAAUUUGCUGUACGGCAGUACGGAGGACAACGCUUACAUCUACGGAAACAGAUACAACGAAUCACCAUCCCUGAAAUCGAACAACAACGUAGACUAUUUCCAAAUCGAGGACAACUCGCAGUACCAACAGCCUCAGCAGUUACGGCGACCCAUGUGGAACCAUCCAACGCUGAAUGACGUCCUUCCCGCUCCCGGAAACUCAAUGACCCAAAGCACCGGUACGCUGAAGGCCCUCCAUCACCCCUCACAGCAGCAGUCCCAUCUGCAAUCCUCCAGUGCGGAGAACCUUCCGCACCCGUCCAACCAACUGCUCGCUUCGGACGGUGAUCUCUGCGAGGAUCGCUACGACGAUAUUGUCCACUACAAGAUGGCGUCGAUGAACAUCAACAGCACAAACUACGUAUCAGCCGCCGGUGGAGGGGCGGGAAUAGCCGGCGGUGGAGUCAACGGCGGUUCCAACGAUCAAAUCCAUCAGAUCAUCUUCAACGUACGGCUGGAACCGAAUGGGGGACCGCUGGGAAUCACGCUAGCCGGUAGCGAUGAUCUGCAGAAGCCUAUCAAGAUCAGUGCUCUGACGGAGGGAGGCAUAGCGUACAACAACGGCCAACUGAAGGUCGGCGAUUGCUUGCUGGCUAUCAAUGGAGAAAGCAUUUGUGGAGUUCCGUUGACGACGGCGACCAAGCUGCUGCACAAGUUCGAGAACGUGGUCGACUUGCAGAUAUCCCGAACGGAGUGCGUUGGAGGAUCGCGGAAUCAUGGACUGGGCGUUGGAGGAGAGCCACAACCGCAGGCGGUCUAUGCGAAGGUCCAGCGUAGACCACGAAGUCCUUCGAUCACGGAUGCGCUGUCGACGAACUCCAACUCUAGUGGAGCAGGAAACUGCCGGACGCUGCACGUGACCCUAUUCAAGGAUCGAGUCUACGACGACUACGGAUUCUCCGUGUCGGACGGUCUGUACGAGCGGGGUGUCUACAUCAACAGGAUCCGCAGCGGAGGACCGGCCGAUUUGGUGGGGAUGUUGAGGCCUUUCGACCGGAUUGUGCAGGUCAACGGAACCAAAACGCAGGACUUCGACUGUUGCCUGACCGUGCCUUUAAUAGCCGCCGCUGGGGACAAGAUCGAUCUGGUAAUACAGCGGCCCCUGACGGUGGAAUAACCUCCGUGGUGGAGGCGACCGCCGCCCACCGGUUUGAGGAAUCUAAUCCAACAAGUGCCAUUUCCAGAGCGAAAAGCAAGCCAAGGUGCCAAUUCGAAGAAGCCAAAUCCCAAAGAAUAGUUUUACUCGUAAGCAUUUGAAAUCAUUCGUAUACUCGGAAGGUUUUGUCCCUACUCUCUUUUGUCCCUCCAUUCAUUCAUCAUUUACUUCAAGUAUACUCUUAUCGUAUUUAUUAUCUACACAUGAACGCCUAAAAUCUAAAAACUUCUCUAGAAAUUAGAUAACUCCAAACUUUUACACAAUACUCGUUAUAGGACAAUAAACCAAAGUUAGUGCAAGGUUUUUCUCGCAGAUUUUUCGAGUUCAUCAGAGUUUUUCAACACGACAAGUUCUACUAUAGGGUUAUCGAAAAGAAAAAGUCAAUUUUUACAACCGA
Aedes aegypti (yellow fever mosquito) is the source of this 4525-nucleotide messenger RNA. RefSeq names its product glutamate receptor-interacting protein 2 (gene Grip). Gene Ontology annotation, molecular function: protein binding. The record is from RefSeq and is a predicted model, not a curated record. The coding region runs from base 877 to 4089 and encodes 1070 amino acids. The transcript is spliced from 11 exons. Gene Ontology annotation, biological process: neurotransmitter receptor transport, endosome to postsynaptic membrane. Lineage: Eukaryota; Metazoa; Arthropoda; Insecta; Diptera; Culicidae.